CGCAGUCUCUCUCUCCAUGAGCCGCCUGCUGUUGCUGCUCGUUGCCGUGACGUCGACGUCCGCGUUUGUGCCCGUCGGCGUGCGGUCCAGUGUCGCCGCGCCAGCAACAGCUGCUCCCGUCGCCUUCCGCCUGGGCUCGCCGGUCGCGGCGGCGAGGAAGGUGGCGAAGAAGCCUGUCAAGCGCGCGGCGCCGAAGAAGAAGGUGGCGAAGAAGCCUAUCAAGCGCGCGGCACCCAAGAAGGUUGUGAGGAAAGCAAGCGGCGGCUCAACGAGCGGCACAAGUGGCGGCGCACUGUUCAAACAGCUUCCCGGCCAGACCGUGGGCACCCUCGACGGGUUCGGUCUCGGGCCUGCGCAGAUUGGCGGCAUCGCUGUGUGGCUGCUGCUGGUGCUGAAGCUGUUCGGCGUCUCCCCAGGCGGCGGCUUUGGCGCGGCCCCGAUGUCCUAGACCCUUUGCGGCGGCAAGGUGGAGCACGCUCGCUCGCUCCUACGUAUGUUGGCGCGGCGGGGCCUUGGGACACCCAUCCCCCCACGGUCGCGUCUUCGCGUGCCCUGAGCGGAUCUUUAUAUUCGCGGCCGCUCGUCUGACCAAAGAGAGGGUCGGUGACGUGUGUGAGAUCGAGCGUUGGAGAGACACGCGCCUCUCGCGCCACCGCCCGGUUUCUGUUUUAUAACACGUAGCAGCAACGGACUGUC
Emiliania huxleyi CCMP1516 is the source of this 696-nucleotide messenger RNA. RefSeq lists its product as hypothetical. Lineage: Eukaryota; Haptophyta; Isochrysidales; Noelaerhabdaceae. The transcript has 2 exons. The record is from RefSeq and is a predicted model, not a curated record. The annotation marks the transcript as partial.